Messenger RNA from Osmerus eperlanus (European smelt), 1998 nucleotides. It is a transcript of the gene spata2l, whose product is annotated as spermatogenesis associated 2-like. The coding region runs from base 186 to 1604 and encodes 472 amino acids. Lineage: Eukaryota; Metazoa; Chordata; Actinopteri; Osmeriformes; Osmeridae. Gene Ontology annotation, cellular component: cytoplasm. The record is from RefSeq and is a predicted model, not a curated record. The transcript is spliced from 3 exons.
CACUGUAUAACAAAACCAAGCGCACCUGCCUUUUCAUGAUGACGGUGUUUGACACGUGACAGUGAUUACUUUACUCAACUUGAAAUCACGCUCACAGACCUGUUGAUGCUGAAACGGUGGUCCGGAAUGUUUCGUGAAAAUAUACCUACCUAACUAACCAAACAAGUAGUAGAGCCUGCGAGAGGAUGAGCGGCCUUGACAGAAAAGCCAGAGACCUGGUGGAGCUGUACAGGACCAGCCUAGAGCAGCGUAUUGAGCAGGGGGAUUGGAACCUGGUUUGUAAAGAUGAGAAGCUGUCCCAGCAGGUGGAGAGACUUCUGAGGGAUGACCGUGCCCAGGGUGUGCAUGCAUUCCCUGGGGUGGACCCCCUGCGGGUGAUGGAGGAGUCACUUCUUAGGGGAGGUCCUACCCCUAGCAGAGCAGGGGUGGCAGGUGGACUAGAUGGAUUGGCGAAGGCUUUUGAAGUAUUGGAACUAGCGGCUUUGAACCUGUACCUGUGUCCCUGGAGAAAGGAAUACCAGGUGGUAAAGAUGUUCUCAGGCAUGUUCACCCAUUACAUCAAGCCCUCACUGUCCGAAGCACAGAUGCUGGAGCUGUUCGGCUUGCUGGGAUACCAAGCUAGCAAAGCCAGGAACAGCGAGGAACUCUGCCUCAGUCUGCCAACACGCCCUCUGGACACUCUCCUCUUCCUUGCCUGUGCCUUUUUCACUGCCCGCUGUGAGUGUCGCAUCCUGCUGACGGCCUAUGACAAACACACAGGGGCCGGGGGAGUGUGUGGAGCUGGAGCUGGGGUUUGGACUCGGGCUGGGGCUGCAGAGUGGCAGCUCAGCCUGGUGCAGGAGAGACUGAGGGGACACAGCCUCGAGGUAGCCCUGGACAACACCAAGAGGAAGUUUGACACCCCAGCCCUGAAGGAGGACUUCCUGGAGUCUUCUGCCACGGGGAGAGAUCUGGAUCUGUACACGGCUGAGGGACUGAACCCCAGCCAGGGAGACAUGGGGCUGGGCAGGGACGGUCUGCAUUCACCCUCAUGGGCGAGUGUCAGUACUGGCACAUCACUGCCAGCUAUGAGAGACAGCAAUGGAGUCAGGGAGCCUGUCUGCACCUCAACACUGACCUACCGUCUGACAAGGAGCCCCUCUUCAUUGACCUCCAGCGCCAAGCCAAGGGAGAACUCAAACGAGCCCAGUAGAGGGGACUCCUUUCCUCCCAGCCUGUCCUCUCAUGUGUCUCCACCUUCACGGCCCCACGAGGCUCAAGAGCAGCACUCCCCAGUGCUUGUUGACCCCUCUGCAGGGCCCCUGGGAGGGAACCCCGCCCCUCAGCCCAUCCCCCUCCACGAGUGCUGCGAUCCGGCCGGCUCUCAACACCCAGAGCUAGUCUGUAAGAGUUGCUUGGUCUUCCAUGUCAAUUCCUGCAAAAACGUGGAGUACUGCAAGGAUCACCAUGACAUCUACAAUCUGGGGCUCUGUUCCAAGGGAUGCUCUCAGCCUCCAUAUAUGCUGUGCAGAUACUGCUAUGCCCAGUACUGUAAGAGAUGCUGGUUCCGAAAACCUCUGCAGUGUGACUGUGGCCAAACUUUUGACCAGUCGUCCUCAGUUUAGUUUGCUGACCGUAUAUCACACUGUGAUGCAUAGUUAACCGGCUAAACCACUGUGCCUUAACAGCAGUGCCAAAUAAUACUAUUUACUAAUACUAAUACUAAUUGGAAUUCAACUUUAGCAGUGAGAAUGGAAGCCUAUAACGUUUGCCUUAAACGUACUUCUCUAUCUGGAGGAACUCUGUUUUUCUAUUCUUCUGUUAAUGUUGUAUGUUCUGGCCUUAUGCUCAUUGUCAGCCUAUUUCAGCCAUUAAAGGGAGUUCUUAAUUUAAACAGCAUCUUUAACCUGUUUAGAGUUGUUUGAGAACUGUAAACUGGAGUGGCAUGUUCAAUCGUGCUUGUGAUCAAACUUCUGUCUGGAGAUAACAACAAAUGAGGAAUAAAUAAUGGAUUUUAAA